GGCCCAACCAUGUAUGACCUUGAGGAAGAAAGGAGGCAAUAUCUGGGGUAUCAGAGCCAAAGCUGCCUCCUCCUGGUCCUGCAGCUGGUCUCCAUCACACUCUUGGUUGGGCUUCUUGUGGCCAUCCUCCUUCAAGACUCCCAUGAUUUCACCUCUCAGGAGAAGGAGAGGAUCUACCAGGACCUCAUUGAGCUGAAGGCUGGAGUGGACCACCUCUGCCGACCCUGCCCCUGGGACUGGACGUUCUUCCAAGGAAACUGCUACUUCCUCUCCAAGACCCAAGGGAACUGGAAUUAUUCUGUUACUGCCUGCCGGGAAGUGGGGGCCCAGUUAGUCAUCAUCAAAAGUGAUGAUGAGCAGGACUUUCUGGUGGAGAUCUCUAAGCAUAAACACCCAUCCUGGAUUGGUUUUUCAGACGUGAGACAGGAAGGCAAUUGGCUCUGGAUGGAUGGCUCACCUCUGACACGAAGGUAUCGCAGGCCAAGAGAAUUUGCUCUGGAGGGAGGGUGUCCUGGCCAGAGUCACCUUCUCCUGGUGCUGCAUCUGCUCUUGAUCACACUCUUGGCUGGACUGUUGACGGCUGUUCUUGUUCCGGAGUUGGAGGAUCCCAGCUCCCAGGGGAAAGAGAGGAUCUACCAGGAACUGAGACAGCUGAAGGCUAGAGUGGACAGCAUGUGUCGCCCCUGCCCCUGGGACUGGAUGCUCUUCCAGCAGAGCUGUUAUUUCUUCUCCAAGUCCAGACGGAACUGGAAUGAUUCAGUCACUGCCUGCCAGGAAAUGCAGGCCCAGCUAGUGAUGAUCAAAAAUGAUGAGGAAAAGAGUUUCCUGGAGAUGAUUUCUGAGCAUAAACACCCCUCCUGGAUUGGUCUCUCAGACGUGGGACGGGAAGGCGAUUGGCUCUGGCUGGAUGGCUCACCUUUGUCACAAAGCCUGGUGAAGUACUGGAAGAAAGAUAGGCCCAACAAUGACACGGAGAAGAACUGUGCGGAAUUUAGUGCUGAUGAGGAAGAGGUGAUGGUCAGCAGCAGGUUUUCAUUUAGAGGCUCUGGCCUUGAACCACAGCCUGGAUCCCACCAUCCUACAGGCCAUCUGGGCCAUGGCCUUGGGCCCCUGCUACUGCAGCUGCUCUUCAUCACUCUCUUUGUUGGGGUCCUGGUGGCAUUCCUUUACAGAGUACCCAAGAACCCCAGUGACCAGAAACAGGAGAAGAUCUAUCAAGAACUGAAUCAGCUGCGAUCUGGAGUAGACCGCCUGUGCCGGCCCUGCCCCUGGGACUGGACGUCCUUCCAAGGAAACUGUUACUUCUUCUCCAAGUCCACCCGGAACUGGACCGAUUCUCUCAUCGCCUGCCAGGAAAUGGGGGCCCAGCUGGUCAUCAUCGAAAACUUGGAGGAGCAGAAGUUCCUAAAAUUCAACUUGCCGAAAAAGCACCGAGCUUGGAUUGGGAUCUCAGACUUGGAAAAGGAAGAUAAUUGGCAGUGGGUGAAUGGUUCAGCUCUGUCGCACAGCUUUAGCACAUAUUGGAAUGAAGGAGAGCCCAACAACCAGGAAGAUGAAGACUGUGCAGAAUUUAAAAAAAGAGGUUGGAAUGAUGAGAAGUGUGCAUUUAAGAAUUUCUGGAUUUGCAAGAAACCUGCCGUGUCCUUCUGCUCCCGUAAAUGAAGCCAGGGUUUUUCAAACCCUUAUAGCUCUUAUUUUCCCUGCCAAGACGCAGAACUUCCCUCAGAUUUAUGCCAGCUUCUUCUCCUCAUUGGGUGGGAGUUGGAUCACCGUAUGCUUCACUUUCUCUCUGGGACUUCUCUAAUUCCUCCUCUCCAAUGGGGGUGCAGCCAUUGGGGUCCUUCCUCUGAUGUCCC
This is a messenger RNA of Dipodomys ordii (Ord's kangaroo rat), 1856 nucleotides long. RefSeq names its product CD209 antigen-like. The coding region runs from base 10 to 1662 and encodes 550 amino acids. The record is from RefSeq and is a predicted model, not a curated record. The transcript has 16 exons. Lineage: Eukaryota; Metazoa; Chordata; Mammalia; Rodentia; Heteromyidae.